UAGUUUCGUUGGCGGUUACUCUGCUCUUUAUAAAGCUGCAGAAUGGAAAAAUUAAUUCGUGUUUCCAACUCCCUGAGGGGGAAAAAAUUAAUUGUUUUCAGUGGGGAUUAUUUAGGGUUCUUGGAUUCAGUUAAAAGGAAGUUUGAUGUUGCUGCAGAUGUCGAAAUCAAUUUGUUCGACGAUCAAGGUGCUGAAAUUGAAGAGGAAGUGUUCCCUAUUUUAAUUCGACAACAGGACACGCCCAACAUUGUGUUUACUCUUAUUGGAGAAAUACAAACUGAGCUUACUUUUGAGGAAAACGGAAGCAUUAACUCUCCGAUGAUUUAUUGUCAAACUUCUCAAGUUAAUUCACCUCCUCUUCUUUUGUCAACUAAAAAUACAAUUGAAAGUGGAUUUAAGCAGAUAUUUGAGGAAUUUGUACAAGGUGACGAGGAAUUACAACGUUUGGUCACUGACUGCAAUGAAAAAACCUUUGUCGACACAUCCACGGGGAAUAUUUUAAUAAAAUCAUUUGUUAAUAAAUUAAUUGAGCUAAAAGGGAAUUCACCGUCAACAGCUGACCAGAAAUUACUUGCUCAUACUGUAAUUUCAAUCUUACCUUGCUGGAAGUAUGCAGCGUCAGAAAACGGAAUUGAUAUACUUUAUGAUGAGGGUAACCGUUCCGGACUUAUCCAAGCUCGGCUAAGAACAAUACAUCGCCAUCUAAAUGAAACGAAGCAGCCAAAAUCAAAACGCGUUUGCAAAAAUCAAAACGCUGUAUCAAAUUCGGAUGUAGAAGAAUCCUUUGUAGAUAACGAAGAAAUAAUUGCCAAACUUAAUUCUACACCCAUUAAAGAUGAAGAAGAGUUGAAGAGACUGGCGUUGGAGACACUCGCUCACCGUAAUUAUUUACGGCUCAGAAGUGACUCAUCCAUUCUAAAAAUUUACAGAAAAUUCCAGGAAUGGAAGUCUAUGAUCAAUUUUGAGUUUUCUCAACUCCACCCUGAGCAAAGCGAUAACUUCUUAAAAUCUUGGCCGACCUGGGUAGACAAAAUAUUACAAAGGGCCGGCAGUAUCAAAAAGUCUCCUGCGCUUAUAAGAUUUCUUGCACAGGGCUGUGGGGAAUGGGAUUUUUCAAUUGGUGCGCUGUUUACAUUACUCCAUUUGAUUCCGCCAACAGCACAAGGACAAGGGAAGGCAAAUCAUUGUACUUUGGAUGGUGCAAAAACAAAAUUAAUUAAUUUCUUCAAGGCCGGGACUCCAUUGCAAUCUAUCUUGGAUACUUGGAAAGCCGAAUUGAAGCAGCCAAAUCUAGUUUGUUUAGGAGUUGAUAAGAAAAAUUUGUCAAGCUUUUUCAUCGCAUGUGACGGUCAGCUGCUUCCAAUUGCAUCCAAAAAUUCCACCGAAGCUAUUGACAUUCUCUUCAAAAGCCAUUAUGUAUUUGGGACGGAGUACGACAUCAGUUUAAGGGGUCUAUGGAAAUUUAUUCAAGUUUACAUUUAUGGAUUGGAGACGGAUGCCGAAAAUCUGCCUCGUAAUGUGAAACAGGUUUUUAACCAGCUUAAUUAAGAGUACAUAUUUCAAAAUGUUCAAUUGCACCUUA
Molecule: messenger RNA, 1582 nt
Organism: Folsomia candida
Lineage: Eukaryota; Metazoa; Arthropoda; Collembola; Entomobryomorpha; Isotomidae
Exons: 9
Coding region: 43-1548 (501 amino acids)
Source: RefSeq, a predicted model, not a curated record